UAAUUGUAACAUUGGACUGAAAGUAUCUAAACGUCAAAAACUUGAAAGCAAUUUUCACUAUUCUGAAAAUAUUGAUGAGCUAACAAAUUGAAGAAUUAUGUUAUUUUGGUUCAAAGUUAAAUAACAACAUGUCUGAGAAGGAGGGUGGGAUAUUCUAUAAUGUAACUAACUUACUUGAACAGGAUUACCGCGGCGUAAACAUAGCGGUAUAUGCUCUCGCUACUGCUGGAUUGGCUCUAUCUGUGCAUAAGAUACGACCGGUUAGCAAGUUUUCGAAAGCCAGCAAAAUACCGGAGCACUUCAUAAGACAGCAUGAGCCGCUGAGAGGAGUGUACUCAGGCGUACAGCAUUCUCCAGUUCGCCUCCUAGUAAACCACAGAGCGCCUAUAUACUUACCACUAUGGCAUUCCAGUAAACCUCCAUUGCCUGUCAAGCUGUGGGGUGUUGAUAUAGUGAGUGGAAAUGCUGUGAAUUGGCUUGAAUGUGUAGCUAAAGGUCAACAAGUUACUUUGAAGCCUAUUGGAAGAGAUAAAGAUGAUCUUGUCUCCACUGUUCUACUACAUUUACCACAGAAAAAGACCAAAACAGUGGAAACAUUGGACAUUGGACAGAAACUAGUAGAGCUGGGAUUUGCCAAAGCAUCUGUUCCACAAGCAAUUAAGAAGGACACAAUUGAGUCACAACUGGCACCAGUUAUCCUCUCAGCAGAAGCUCGAGCUAAGAGCUAUCGUAAUGGGGUAUGGUCAGAAAAACUCCCACCGAUUCCAGUAUAUGUUGUGUACUGGAGAAAAGGGUCACGACUCACUGUAGAGCUUCUUAUUCUCACUGCACGAAAACUAUUACAACUACUGGCUGUUACUUCCAAAGGUGCCUUAUUGGGGGUGAAAAAAUUAGCCCUUCGACCUUUCAAAACUAGUCCUAAACAGGUCCAAGCCACAUAAAAGCAUUUAUUUUAUUAUUCAUAUUGUAAUUAUUCAGUAAACUUGUUACAAAUUCUAGUUUGUUAAAUUACCAAAUGCAUUACAGAAAAUGUAAUUACUUGGUGAUUAAUACAUACUAGACUUCCAAUUGUUGCAUGAUUUCAAAAACAUCUUUGUAUAUAUUGUUGGAAAAUAAAAAAAAGUUACAUUAUUAA
Messenger RNA from Galleria mellonella (greater wax moth), 1135 nucleotides. RefSeq lists its product as uncharacterized. The record is from RefSeq and is a predicted model, not a curated record. Bases 129 to 941 code for a protein of 270 amino acids. Lineage: Eukaryota; Metazoa; Arthropoda; Insecta; Lepidoptera; Pyralidae. The transcript is spliced from 5 exons.